AUGGAAAUAGACGCGAUUACCUGCCUGCAGGACUCUGUUGUUAAGCCACAGCCAGGACCGAGCAUCCUCAAGAAAGCGACGACAGGAGGAAAGAAGGCGGAAGUCGAGAAGCCACAAGGAAGAGAGAGCGGAGAUGGAGAGAUUGAGGUCUUUCCAGCGUGUCGUGGGAUCUUUGAACGGGACGAACCCACGUACGACAGCCCAACGUUGGAGCUGUUAGCUAAAGCUAAUCCUCUUGUGCUUGAUACGCAGGAUGAAGAAAUGCUUCCUGAUUAUGUCCCGGAUUACGAGCCCACAGAAGUGGGAUCUGAAGGAAACCACGAACACUCGAAGAGUGCGUCUCUGAAGGAGUCUGGGACCUACCCGGAAGAGCUUGGAAAGGCUCUUGUCAGGAUUGGAAAGAAGAUCCUGAAGCAGGAGGAAAGAAAGGAUCUACCACAGGAGUGGCAAAUGCUGUGUCAAGUGGUGGGUAGAUAUGAUGCUUCCAGUGAGGCUGCCGCACUCGAAGCCAUUGAGAAACUAGAAGAGCAGGAACUCAACCCGCUACAACAACGAGCAUGCCACGAAGUGCUUCGUUCCUUUGUGGAGCAGGACGCACAAUAUGCCAAGUGGAUCUUGGCAGAUGUGGCAAGUGGGUAUCGCCAAGAUGAUAGGGCCGAAUGCAUCAAAAUCACCUCGGCUAACAUCACUAGCUGGAGGAAACCCAUAGCGGCAUGGAUACACGAACUAGGACCGGACCUGGUGGUGCUGCAGGAAACCCAUCUCAAGACGGAGGGUAUCCAGCAAGCCAUGAGCCAUUGCCAAGAUAUGGGAUACACCUUCAUUGGCAUGCCAGGCAGUACAAAAACUAAGGGUGUACAAGGAGGCCUGGCAGUGGUGGCACCCCGACAUAGGAACCUGCGAUACCUUACUGAGUAUGGGACAGGACCGGCGGGUUUCCUGGCAUGUGCCAUGAGAAAUAAAGGCUGGGAUUUGAUCAUCGUCAGUCUGUAUUUGGAGAGCGGGGUCGGAUUCCAGGCUCCAAACAAUAUCCAAGUACUGGCGAGACUGAUAGCCUUUCUCAAGGGCUGCAAAGUGCCAUAUAUGGUGCUGGGUGAUUGGAAUGAAGCCCAGGACACCAUGAGGGGCACAACUCUGGCGACAGAAGUUGGUGGUGCAUUUGUUGGAGUGGGGGAACCAACGGCCCAAGGAUCGGACGAAAUCGAUUACGGGCUGGUUGCGAAAUGCUUGGUGCCCAUCCUUCAAGUGAAAACGGAUUGGGAAACCCCUUUUCGGCCUCAUGCUGCAAUGCAUUGGAGGGUGGCCCAACCGUGCAGUAGCCCUGAUGUUCCCCAGAUGAAGAAGGCGGGAGCACUGGUGACGGAGACUGUGGAGUAUGAACCAGUACAAAACACACAGAGCAUCAACAUCUUGGAUGAACCCAAGAUGGAAGAUGAGCUCAGUGAGACAUUUGCUCACCUGAGUGCCGGUGUGGAGAGGUCGAUCACAGGCCGAAUCGAUGGUAUGGGUGUUAAAUCGGAGAUUGUGCGGAAGAAAUUGGUGGUCAACAACCCGGAGAACGUUGUCUGGACGGGCAAGAGGGCGGCCUUUUGGAACCGGGUCCAACAAUGGGUCAAACAAGGCAGACAUCAUGGCGAUGCACAUCCGGUGGCGCGUCUGGUCCAAUGCAGGCUCGGCGAGUAUUACGAGGGUGAUGCGCAGAACCAGGAGGAUAUGCUUGCGAGUAUCCUGGGCCGGGGUACGGACGCUAGGCUUGUUCUGAAGCGCAUCGACGAACAGCAAUGCUACGCGAGAAAGGCGGAUAUGGAGGAGACAGCCCACCAGUACAAGCAAUGGCUCAGUAAGGCCAUGGAAAAGGGCAUGCGACCAUUAUACAAUGCCUUGCGAAAAGAAGAACAAGUGGUACAAAGACCCUACAUGGAAUAUGACAUGCUGGAACGGCCACACAUUCGCCGAGACCACUGGGCGGCAGUGUGGACGACGGGCCAGCCGUUGGCAAAAUCGGCCUCGCUCAUGACGGAGCUUGAGGAUGCAGCCAAAAAACAAGCGGCCAGCGUGGAGCCGCUGAACCCUGUCGAGGUCAAGGCAAGGAUCAAAAAACUGGCACUAAAGAGCCCGGGGCCGGAUGGCUGGAGGAUUGACCAUUUGCAGGCCAUGGACGAUAAAGCAGUUGAAGCCGUUGUGUCCUUCUACCAUGAAUGUGAGGCCAAGGCAGCAUGGCCGCAGCAAAUGACAGUCUCCCUUAUAGCAAUGCUGCCGAAGAAUCUGACCCGGGAAAGACCAAUCGCCUUGCUACACAUCCUGUACAGGACUUGGGUCCGUCUGCGAUGGGAUUUGGUAAGUACUUGGCAGGCAGGCUAUGCCACAGCUGCCACGUACGACAAGGCAGUCCCAGGCAGUUGCUGCUUGGACGUGGCCGUCGGCAGACUACUGCGAAAUGAGGUGGCAAAGACAAAUGGAGUGCAUGUGGUGUCACUCUUUGUGGACCUCGAGUCCUUUUUCGAUACCAUCCAAUUUCAGCAAUUGAUCAUGGCAGCAACGGCCCUGCAAUAUCCGCCGCUAAUCCUGAAGAUGGCACUGGAAGUGUACAUGGGUGCCAGAUACUUGGUGGCGGAUGGGGUGCUAUCGGCAGGCAUCAGAGCUACAAAUGGCGUGCAAGCGGGUUGCCCAGCGGCGCCAUCGUUAGCAAAGGUGGCAUUGCACCCGGUGAUAGAAAAGAUCCAAAGGCGACGAGAUGUGGCAAACGUGGACUGUUGGUUGGAUGAUGUCUCAAUUGACAUCCAGCAUAAGUCCUUUAAACACGUGGCGGAUAGUGCCAUACGAGUCUACCGCAGCUUAAAGGACGGGAUGGAUGCUAAUGGUUUCACGAUUUCAUCCAAGAAGACAGGGUUUGUGGCCAGCAGUACCCAGGCGAGCAAGCACCUGCGAGAACUCCUGCUGCCACAUGAGCCACAGGUGUACGACGUGAUGCGUGACCUGGGCGUCGAUAGUACAGGGGGGCGAAAGCGUCGCUUGGUGACGUCGGCAACGCGGGCCAAGAAAGCCCGUGCGAGACAUAGCAAACUGUCUAGGCUGGGACCGCCGCCCAGCACUAAACUCCGCGUGGUCAAGGCAGCGAUCACAUCAGUUGCUUUGUGGGGGCACCCCUCUGUGGGGGUUUCACCCAAAAGAAUGAAAUGGCUCCGAACAGUGGUAGGAAAACACCUGGGUAAAUACAAGCUUGGGAGUUUGGAAACCAUCUUGGACAUGGGAGCCAAGAAAUGCCAAGAUCCAAAGCGCACAAUCCACAAGCAGCAUUUCAAAGUGGUGGCCAAAGUUUUCCGUGCAUGGAUCGGUGGCGGAAAAGCCCACUUUGACUUGGCCUGGAAAACCACUUGGAAGAGGUUGAGUGCGGCCAAACACCACUGGCCACUGGUCACGGGGCCGAUGGCUGCAACCAUGGCGUACUUACUGGAUCUGAAGGUAGAUGCCAGUGACCCAGGCAAAUGGAAGAGAGGUAGUGUCCUCAACGUUGAUUGGACCCAGCCACGCAUGGGUAGCAUCGCCUACAAAUGGCUUGAGGGAUUCCUGGAGGAACAGAAACGGGCUGCGAUAGCGCGACAGGCAGGUGGCGCUGGUGCCCAAGAGGGGCUGGAUUGGACGCCGCAUCACAAGUUGACGAAGCUGGGAGGCCUAAGCCCAGGCCUUAUGGAAGGUAUAAAGUCAGUGUGGCAUGCGGGCGUCAUCACGGAGUCCAAGCCAGGAAUACUUGCGUCACAAAUACCCAUGGGAGUGUCUAUGGACAAGGGCACUCCUGCCAAAGCCGGCGGUGUGGCACCCGAAGCCGCCGGAACACCUUUUAGGUCCAGGAGGAAUAGACCCACGUGUACAAACAUCAGCCCUCGCAGUGGUGGCUAUGUCCUGGACAAAUGGUGUCCUGGUGGAGUCUACCCGUGGCAGCCGGUGGUGGACAUGGAGCGCCGUGCGCUUUUCCGACUAAUGGAGCACACGGAGGAUCUGAUUGAUGUCACUAUGGAUUGCAAGCCGGCAGUCCAAGUGCUACAAAAAACACAACCGCCGGAGGAUGACCUGGAAUGGAGCAAAGUGUGGAAUGACAGGAAACGUAUCAAGGCAACCUGGGUCCCGUCCCACAAAACUGAAGAGGAAUUCCUGGCGAAGAUGGGGCCGGGCACGUUGUGGCGACGAGCAGCGAAUGACAUGGCAGACAAAGUAUGUGGUGCAGUAGCGGCGGCUGCUUACAGCCCAGCGCACAAGAGGCGUGUCAAAGAGUUGGACAAUGUGGUGCGCACACUUUCCCUGGCGUACGGUGCACGCGCAGCCCACAUACUGAGGAAGCGCAAAGAAGAAGACUUCCCCUUCAUUCUGGACCAUGCGCAUUACAAAGAGAAGAUGGAGGCCUCGCAGAAAGCUGAGGGAUGCAAAAAAGCGCAGGGCAACGCCAAGCUCAACAAACGCCAGCGGCUAUGGCAGUUGCUUAAA
Messenger RNA from Symbiodinium natans, 4479 nucleotides. The record is from the annotation of a GenBank genome assembly. Lineage: Eukaryota; Dinophyceae; Suessiales; Symbiodiniaceae.